GUCAAGUUCAGCGUAUGCCCGUCCGUUGUGCCUAGUGCACAGAACGCCCGCCGGAAAAAUAUCCACCGCCACUCUUGAUAUCCCUUCGUUUUUUUCCACGUAACCGACGGGAAAGUGGAUGUACAUGUAGUUGGUCAGAGAAGGUGCACUAAGCAGGGUUACGCGGCUUGUUCUGCCGUGGGGAUAACGCACACGCCAUGGAAGAAUCUUACCGCGCUGUGGGUCUAGCGAUAUUUCGCUUGGCGGCGAACUCGGGAGAAGAGGCCGAGUGCUUGAAGAGCCAAGCUGUAUUGCGGUCUGUGCUGCAGCGUCACCCUGUGAUUCGAGGGUUUGCCUUGUCCACACUCGCCAGGAGGCUUCGAGAGGGUGCAGCAGCCGGCAACCAACCCAGCCAAAGGCACAGGGCAUCUGCAGGGGCCUCGGCAGAAGCGCGAGUACCUCACACGGGGAUCCGCCUGGCGCUGGAGGUUCUUCUUGCAUCUUACCACCCCUCCGCUUCGCACGUCGUUGCACCUGUCGUCGACGCCCUCGGAGACAGCAGCCUUGAGGGUGGGACAAGCCCGUUGCUGCCGUGGGCCGCUCGAUUGUGCUUGUUGCAUGCAUGCUCAGCUGGCGCAAGCGCCGGGAGCAAGAGGUGGAGAUGGCUGCCGACCGUGGCGGACUCCGCAUGCUCCUUGGCCCUCCAAGAAAUCGCAACGGAGGGAAGCAGCAGCGUGAGCGGCAGUGAGGCGGGCAAAGGCAAGGGACGCGCGCGUGGGCAUGGCGCGAAAUCGGCACCAUCAAAACAAAUUGCCAACCGGGUGGCAGUUGGGACGGACAAAGCUGAGAUGUACCAAGCAACCUUGAUGGCUGACGUGUGCGCGGAGCUUGCAAGGGUCGAGGUAGCGGGACCUGCGGCAGUUUCGACCAAGAAAAGUGGAUUCCUCUUUGCUUCUCUGGGCACCACCCCUGAUGACGUAGCCACAAUAUCUUCGGUACGGGCGGCGACUUCGUUGCCUGAACGGCAUGCCGCGGAUUCGUUUCGACUUAAGCUGCAGGGGUUGCGAGACGCGCUGCUGUCCAGGAGAGGAAGCGAAGGAAACGCACCGGUGGGGCAGUCGGUUCCAAGCGUUAGGACCAUCAUCGGUGAUGUCGCGCUGGAAGAUCUAGAUAUACAUCCACAAGCAGUGAAGAGAGCUUUGGAGCGAGGCCGCUGCGGUGAAGCCUUCAUUCUCGCGGUGCAGGCUGCGCUAAAGGAACAGCUUUCUCCAACCUCCACCUCCGAGGCCAAAGACCAACAGGUCUCCUCCAACAAAGGCCGCCGGGUUUCGGUGAAUCUCAAGCAUGCCCUCGAGACAUGCCUCUUCGGCGUUGGUCUAGCGGGAGGCAGGGGGUUGCUAGAUGCCGUCGUGCCGGAUGGUGACGAGAUCGGAUUAACGUCAACCUCCAGCUCCACACGAGCGACAAGAACCACAGAGGCACGACAAGCGUGCGCUUUGAUGCGAGGCCUUGUUGAGGAAGGGACUCGAAUUCGUGACAUGCUGUUGGUGUUGGUGGGCAUGUACCAGGAGCGAGAGCGACUACCCUCGACUUCAAGCCCGACAAUUUCGAUGGACUCUGGGCGGCUCACUGGAGCACAGGUUGUUGCCACAGCUCAAUCCGCGUGUGAUUUCCGCCGCAGGACGUUGGCCACAGUUGUCGGUGCCUUCGUCGCGUGGCUGGCGGACACUCCUUGGGUUUGGGGGGCCACAGAGGGGGUGGAAGGAGAAGACUGGGAAGGCGAUUUCGAGGCCGCAGCGAUGGCAACUUUUGUAGUAUUUCCUAGCCCUGGCGCCGCUUGUGCUGAUGAGGGAAUCUGCACCGCAGGACUGGUCGACCGAGUCCGAAGCGACGUGAGGGAAUCAUGCCCGUACAAUCAGGACAGCUAUGGUGAAGGUCAACCAAGGAAUGGGUCUGUGGAGAGUCGUGGUGUGGACCCCACGGAGGUAUUGGAUCGGCUUGUAGCGGGCGCCGCCAUGGCCAUGGGGCGCGUUGAUGCAGACGAAGUAGAAUGGCUGGACGUCCUACGACGCGUAGCAACAGCAGGUGCGGCAUCGGACGCCCUCAAAACGUACGCAAUUGCCUGUGUGGAAAGGUCUGCCUCCCUCGGGGGACAGGCCCCGUUCAUGGUGAGGGGCAAGCGGCGUUUCUCACAAGUCGGGGGGGAGGAGCUGUGGGGAUUGCUACAGGGAGCGUGCUUGCUUCACGAAGAAAAGAUGCCCGCUUCCUUGAUCGUUCGGACGGCUGCGGCUGUGGUCACGGCCUCCAGGAAGACAUGUCAAUCGUGGAUGGUUUCCCCCGGACUGCUUGGCUCGAGUCCCAUCCGCGUGGUGAUUGACAUGGUCACUGCCGCCAAGGGCUGUCUCACUGCUUCGGACUUGCUGGCUGGCUUACUGGAGGGACCAAGCGAUGACGGCCCUGCGUUGGCGGCUGAUGUUUUCGCAGCGUUCAUUGCAGCUUCAGCGGCCGAAAACGGGCGGCCAGCAGGGGGUGAUAACGAAGUGGGCGAUUUGCGUUCGUUGUCGAUGGCAUGGCUCCACGGGGCUCUUGUGACGGCUGUCCUGCCGGUGCGCACGCCUGCGGACUCGACGGUGGACCUGGACAGGUUCAUGUCCGCCACUGCUCUGACCCGGGUGCUGAUUCAGAGAGUACCGUUCGAGGCGAAACCCGUGCUACUCGCCGUGGAAGAGGCGGCGGAGCUUGCUACAGCCGGUAGGGGUGUAGGGGGCUGUCCCCGACGCUCCGGGAACAACAGAAGCGUUUCCGGGAGGGGGGUGGGAGAAAACUUAGAUGGGGACCCGGCAUCCCCUUUGGCAUCCUUGUUGAAGUUGGCUGGCGCGGCGAAGCAAAGCCGUCUUCUCCCGCUUCCGGUGCCUGCAACGGUUUCUCCACCACGCUCGGCCGGGCUCAAGUGCGGCGAGGCGUCGGGUGCGGGAGGCGUGGGAGUAGGUGACGACGGAGAGUCGCCAGCGAAGGAUAGAGAUGGAUGGCAGGCGGAUGCGUCGGUGGCAUUCGUGACGGCAGGAUUACUCUUAGACGCUUUUGUUCGAUCUCCGACAGCGGCUAGGCGAUCUAUCCGAGAAGCUAUGCAACAGGGUGGUUGUGGCAACGAACUCCAGGUCGUCCAGCGUGUUCUACGAACAGCACUUUGUACCGCACCCGCUUCCCCCGGGCAACCCCUUGGAGGAAUACCAACAACGCUGCCAGCGGGAUCGGGUGAUCGCAAGGUUGCUGCCUGUCUCCUCGUCGGAUUCCUGGUUGAGAGCGGAGUGCCCGGUUGGGAUGAGACGAAGGCAGCGAUGACCCCUCCACCGCCUCAGCUACUGGUAGCAGCUAAGGAGGCUGCUCGUACGGAGGGCGAGACGCACGUAUGGCACUGUGAUCAUUCCAGGCAACAGCUUACGGCGCUGCGGCUAGAAGUAAUGCUCCAGUCCCUCCUGUGCGAUGUGGGCGGUUCCCGUUUAGUUGGCGACAUGGAUAUCGAGAAAUCGUUUCCAGAUGUGUUCCGGACGGCGCGAACUCUCGCGCGAGCAAUCGCACACCAUGCAUCCGCGCUCGUCACCAGAACAAACCAAGGACAAGAAGCUUGGCGGACCAACGACUACCACCGCUUCCAAUCCGGCGGUGGUGGUGUCGAGGGUGUAGACCCACGUUGGCCUAGUGUUGUCGGGGGGGGCUGUUCAAGGGAUGGCGACGGUGCUGGCCACAGGCAACUGGAGUUACCUAGGCGAGCUCUUGCUGGGCGAUUGCAGCAUUCGCCAGCGGCUGCAGCGUUGACGUCUUGGGUGUCGAGCAUCGUAAAGACGGUAAAGCAGUUCAGGCGGUGGCUUCCGUGGCAGCCUUUAGCGGACGAGCUCAGAGAGUUGGUGUUGCGGAAUGCUCGGCAAAAGCCUGUGCGACAGCUGGUAUCUGGCGGAGAAAGGAAUGAGACCGAAGGAAGGACUCUGACAGCCGAGGCAGCUGUGUUUGCUGUCAGCGAACUGUUACUUGCUUGGGAUGAAGGUGGAGAGGAAGUUAUCCCGGCUGUCUUCCGGUCAGUUCUCUGCUCCAAGGCGCUUAACAUAGCUGCGGCCCCGGUUGCCUCAGAUGCACCCCCACCAAUCUGGCUAGAGCUGCUUCGGUGCCUAAUCGACGAGGGGCGAUGUGAUGUAUCCGGUUGGAUGUCUUCAUGCCUUGACGGAAGCACUCAGCAGGAUCCUCUCGCGAUGGCCGCUGCAGCCGCCGUCUGGAUCGGAGGGGAUGGACCGAGAGCCGGUCAACGGAGCAGGCGCGGAACCCACGAGGCGUGGGUGCACUGGUACGGGGCGAGGCUCGGGUCUCUAAUCCCGACGGGCGACGCGGGCUUCGGAGAUUGGCUUAUUCUUUCCAGUGCUACCGGCGCUAGCGCAGGUAGUGGGGUACAGGUGCGUGUCGAAGCGUUGGCGCGCACAAUCCAGCCUGACGAGUGGCAACACUGGGGGAGGUCCCCGCUUCAGGCCGCAUGGAACUUUCCUGGGACAUGGGCGGCAAUAUGCCAGAGUUCUGAAAGCACUAGUACAGAGGAAGCGCCGCCCGCCAUCUUGCUUCCUCCUUUCGCCUCAUGGUUGCGAGUGGUUUUGAGAGGUGGGUCAACCUGCCCGAAACAUCUGCUUGAGGCAUACCUGCGAAGGAUGGCUCUCGAGGUGUACCUCCCAUGCCAGUUCGGUAGAGCUUCAAACGAGAUGGCCCGACAGUGGCUGGCUGUGCUCAUCGAGGCUGAGGCUACGGUGGAGGGGAGUGGAAGGAAACGCGCCAAGAUGGCGGCUGAUGCCGUCGUGUGUGACGGGGGGUCAGUGACAGCCGAUCCUUCUUCAGGAAGCGCCGGCGGAAUGGUCUCGGCGUGCCAUCUCGUAGUGAAGGCAUUUUUUCGCGAGGAGCUUCUGCGUUUCGGAAGUGGGGAGGCGCCGGCGGCACCAAACGGAGGACCAAUGUCGUGGCUUUGGCCGCUUGAGGCCGUGGUUGCGGCGUGCGGCAACAACGGCUCAUUCGGCGGGGGUUCGCUCGCCCGUCGCCGUCGCGGGAGCCUGGGACCAGAAAGAAUUGACAGCGACGCCUCCUCGCGGAUUACAUUGGACGGCCCACCCUCAGCUCUCGCCCGUGCAUUGUCGACAGUACCACAUGAUCUUCUCUGCGGAUCCCGCCGGUUCGGCAUGGGUGGACAGCCCCCGCCUGCCCUUGCGACGCUGCGCGCGUUCGCGACCCGAGUGGUGGACCUCACUGCGCGCGCUUUGGCAACCCCGCCAUGUCGGCACUGGUCCGUGGCCCGGCAGCUGCUCCUUGGGUUGGGACUGCUCUACCACGCCUUGGCAAAGCCGGUACCGACGAGAGGCGGCAAGUUACAGAAAUCGUUCGGUGCACCAUCCCGAGCGGGGGCUAUUGAAUCGGACUCCGCCGCUCAAGAAGCUGCCCAAGCGGUAGCCCUAUCUGCGAUUGAAGGCCUUGUGAGAAUUGCUCUGGGAUUGGGCAACCUCGGGGUCGGAGAGAGGGACAGUGGUGAGGGCGGGAAUCGGGGUGCUGCGGCAGCGUCCGAAUCUGGAAACCCGCUUCUCACGUCGGCUUGCCUUGCGCUACGGCCGCUAGAGACGGGUGACUGCGCGGGCGCGGAUGAUUUCGCGCGGGCUCUUAUGGGUGCGGGAGCUUGGCGGGCUGCGACGGCGUUCUUCGGAGAACGGAGUGCAGCGCAGGCCUCUUUUUCAGUGAAAGCCCCUUCAUUGGGUAAGACGGCCCCUUCGAUAGUACAGACGGCUUCGUUGGCGCCGUCAUUGCCGCCACCACCUCGACCGCUAUCGCCUCAAGCCGGUCCUGAGCAGGGCCACCGCCUUUCUUCGCCGGGGGCAAUGCCGGCGGUAGAACCUCAUCACUCGGUCGGUGGCGAUCAAGCCAGUGGACAGUCGACCGCGGACUGUUGCAUUUCUCUCGCUCAAGAACUGGUGGGCGGGGCGCAGCCGUGCAGUUCAGGGCGGGGCGAGCGUGAGCAGGUUGUCGGAUCGCCACGUGCACUGUUGUGGGAUACGCCAUCCCGCCAAAAGAAAAAGGUCCGCUUGAGCACCAAUGCAGUGGAGGGGAAAUCGCCACCAGCAAGCUCUCCUCGACGGGUGUUGCCCAUGCGUUCGUCCAAGCAGCAACACCACCAUGAAGGGAGCGAGAGUUAAUCGAUGUACUACACGUGGUCGAAAUGGGCAAGCCGGUGGAUUUACAUGGCGUGCAGUCGGUGCUGCGUGAGGUUAAAGAAACGCCUAGAGUAGGAAUACAGUUUACGAUGAAGUGGAACGAUUCCGCCAGUAUGGAUUAUUUUUGAGAUUCGUAGUAACUACGUGUACGACACGGUUUUUAAUGUCACGCAAAGACAACCUCGUGUUCGCGGUAGGUUGAGGACAAGUGUGUCCACUGUGGUAAUAUGCUCUCGCGAAGGUGUGAAAGGAACCACAGGCAGACAUAAGGUCAUGCGCAAAGGCAGGGAUAUUGCCGUGCGUACAUAGCGUGGUGAACGAGCGAUGAGUGGCCGAUCCGCUGAGGCUUGGUGGCCAGAAGGAUGUGGAUAACACAUCGCAGGUUUUGAUAAAUUUUUGUGGUAAGCUGGGCAUAUUCCAAAGCCAUCCGCGAUAUUCCUCUCGACUGCCUGCCAACCAGUCUUGAAUGAAGACAUCUCAAGAAACAAAAGUC
Molecule: messenger RNA, 6699 nt
Organism: Ectocarpus sp. CCAP 1310/34
Lineage: Eukaryota; Phaeophyceae; Ectocarpales; Ectocarpaceae
Source: the annotation of a GenBank genome assembly